AUUUCGCGGAAUCGACAGUAAAGAAACAAAAACUUUUUUUCUUCCUGCAUACCCCCCUCUCUUUUAAUUUCUUUGUUGUUUAUAAGCCGAAGAAACAUGACUGCAUGCUGCCAGUCCUGCAAAAGACCGGUCAGCGCGAAGCUCUUGCCCUGUUCGUCAUAUCGCGACACAACGUGCAGCAACCGCAGGGUGUCCUGCAGAAGAAUCAGGUCCACUAAAGGUGCGUCCAAAGCGCGACGGGACCACAUCAACGGAGAGAUCCAGAACAUGCGGCGACUGCUGCCCAUCCGGCCGGAGGAGCGCGAGAGGCUGUCCUACCUGCACUCUAUGGCAGCCAUCUGCACCUUCAUCAGGAAGUCCAUCAUCUACCCAGGUACACCUACACCCACUGCACACGGGUCAACAACUCCCUGAGCACAGAGUUGCGGACCUUCCCUGCCCUGUGAGGACUUCCUGCAGGCCCUGCCUGGCUUUGUCGUGGCCAUGACCAGGGAAGGGAAGCUCAUUCAUGUGUCUGAGAAUGUGCUGGAAUAUCUGGGCUACUCAAUGGUGGAUGUGCUUCAAGGGGACACCUUCUAUGACAUGGUGGACAGUGCAGACGUGCAGGUAGUCAGGUCCCAUCUGGAGGCAGCUAGUAUCCGAAGAACAGAGAGAGCGUUCGUGUGUCGGAUGCACACCUCCAAGCCUUUCCGGCUCAGACAGGAUGGCAGUGGCUGCUCCAUGCUGGUGCGGGGGCGUUUCCAGACCACCCCAAAAUCAUCUCAGGCCCCCUCUGACCUGAGGCAGACCUUCAUCGCGCUGUGCAUGCCAACUGUCGAUCGGCUGCAUGACGGCGAUGCCCAUAGCAUGCUGGGACACUUCGAGAGCGUCCACUGGCUGGACAUGACCUUCCGCCGAAUGUCUGACAGUGUCCUGUUUCAUCUGGGGUACCCUGAAGAGGAGCUGAUUGGUCAGUCCUGGUACGGACUGCUCCAUCCGGAUGACCUCAGUAUCGGUGAAGCUGCACACAGGAGACUGCAGCAGGAAGAUAAGGGUGUCACUGUGGAGAUGGUGCUGAGGCUGCAGCAUAAGGAUCUCUCCUGGGUGUGGUUGUAUGUCCGAGCAGCAAGGGAUUCUGGGACUUGUAGGCAGGAAGUGAGCUGCACAAACUACGUCAUCAGUGAGGUGGAGGCCAGCUUCCUCAGACAGAAGACCAGUGCUGCUGUCCCAGGAGUGCUGAGUCGGUCUCCCCCAGACCUGCCCCUGUCACUGGGUUCUACCAGCCCCCCGGGGCGGGGCGAGGGUGCCAGCAGGUGCAGUAAAAGACAGAGAGAGGCAGCCGGUUUGGGGGAGGAGCCCUGGGCUAAGAGGGGCGCUGUGCCUUUCACAGAGCACACCAAUCACACCUGGGAUACCAACGCUCCUACAUCGCUGAGAGACUUCCCCACAACCCCACCCAUCAGCCCUAACUCCACCCACUCCACCACGACUCCACCCAUCAGCCCUGACUCCACCCACUCCCCCACGACCCCACCCAUCAGCCCUGACUCCGCCCACUUCCCCAUCCUGACUGAGAGCCAGAGCACUGACUUUUUAUGCAGCUACGCUGAGGACUUCCUGCCUCCCCAGGGAAGCUCGCACCACUUCUCUCCUCCUCAGUUGCUCCAGAUGGUCUCAGAUACGCCGUUCUGUCCGAGCAGCCUGGACGUGGCAUGUUCCCAGUCCCCAGAGUCCUGCUAUGAUUUCCCAGCAUGCUCCACUAAUGCGCGACUGGUCCCUGACUUCCUGUCCGAAACCACGUCUGAUAUGGCUUUCCAUCCUGAGGAUUUCAGCCUUCCUGCGUAUCCUCCAGAACAUCCUCCAGGGGGCGCUAGUCCCUUCUUGCCUGUGCACAGCACAGCCCUGCUGACCCCUGACCCCUCCCCCACCACAGAGAGCCCCUUCCUGUACAGCCAGGAGGAGCAGGUGGAGAUUGGCAUCCUCGCCCAGCAGAUCUCCUCCCUGGCCAACAGUUUCCGUAUGUAUCAUGCCCUAAGUCCCACCCUCAGCCCGACCCUAAGCCCCAUCCUCAGCCCCACCCUCAGCCUGCCCUCUGCAUACUCCAAGGCCUCUUCCCCAUCCCCACCUUCCCAGCAGACCUCGCUCAAACCCGAGCUCAUACUGGAUGAGGACGUCAUCGAUUGCAUCCUGAAGCACCUGGACCAGGUCCCGGGCAGGGAAGCUACGCCUUACUCCAGACCCACUUCCACCUGCCCCCUGGGGCCCCCCUGUGUGCUGGAGGUCCUGGAAGCGCAGGGUCCAGUGGUCUUCAUCACUGCCCAGGAGGACAAGCUCCUCACACCCCCCACACUGGAUCCAUGCACCCUGACCUCAGGGUGUCAUGGCAACAGCAAUGAGUUGUAUCAACUCAGCCAGUAUCCAUGCAGUAGCCUCCAGCAAGAUGGACUUGUUGAAGAAUCCAUGUACUGAAAUUAGUCUGAGUGUCAGUACUAGAUCUUGUAUGGCAUAUUGUCAUGACAACUCAAGGCAUCUUCGCUGGGUCCAAAGAAGAAAUUGACUGAGCAGAUUGUCUGGUUUCCGUAAAAAAAAAGGGGACAGGUCUCCCCAAUAAAACAAUGUUUUUAGUUGAAGAUUCAACCAGUGAUAAAUGAAUACCUCUAGGUAAAGUCUGUAAAAUGAAUAUUUUUGUACUGCUAGCUGAAUUUUUCUCACAUUUUGACAUGAUAUUUCUAUUUUGUAGUGUCUUUACAGUUGUUGUAAAGCUGAGCUUUGGCUAAAAUACAGCUGUCAUGUAUUAUUGGAUGUAAUGUUACCCAAUAGUUAGACUGAGCACUUAGUUUAUUGUGCUGUUAUAUGACUGAAAAAAAACACUAUAGUCCUGUUUCCAUAGAACUGAAAUGAUUGUCCUUUUGCUUAACGUUAUUGGCCUUGGACUCUCGACCCAUAUGCGUUUCCCCCAAGCGGACAGGGGGUUCGUCCCCCUCCAUGGUACCUUCUCAGCUGUGGUCUCUCCUCCAUCUGUUACCCUCUCGGCUUUCAACCUGACUGAAUGAAGUAAGAAACCUGAAAAGUGGGUGGACUGUCCCGCUCUCCUUUAAAAUAAAGAAAUCUACCAUCAACCUCUUUGAUAGAUUUCAAAUCUUUUGAAGACCUUAGAUGUCCUGCUGAAGGUUUAAAUGUGAACAUUGUAUUUAUUUAUCAGAGUAAAGUGACUAA
Messenger RNA from Anguilla anguilla (European eel), 3195 nucleotides. It is a transcript of the gene npas4l, whose product is annotated as neuronal PAS domain protein 4 like. NCBI's taxonomy places the organism in Eukaryota, Metazoa, Chordata, Actinopteri, Anguilliformes, Anguillidae. The transcript is spliced from 10 exons. Gene Ontology annotation, biological process: regulation of transcription by RNA polymerase II. Gene Ontology annotation, molecular function: RNA polymerase II transcription regulatory region sequence-specific DNA binding; DNA-binding transcription factor activity, RNA polymerase II-specific; protein binding. The record is from RefSeq and is a predicted model, not a curated record.